Molecule: messenger RNA, 1490 nt
Organism: Merops nubicus (carmine bee-eater)
Lineage: Eukaryota; Metazoa; Chordata; Aves; Coraciiformes; Meropidae
Product: membrane-associated phosphatidylinositol transfer protein 3-like
Exons: 9
Biological process (GO): phospholipid transport
Cellular component (GO): cytoplasm
Molecular function (GO): phosphatidylcholine binding; phosphatidylinositol transfer activity; metal ion binding
Source: RefSeq, a predicted model, not a curated record
GUGAAUUAUACAGAGCCUCUUUAAGAAAACAAACGUUCCCGGCACAAGGCAGUAUUGAAAUACAUGAAGACAAUGAGGAAGGAGUUCAAAACCAGAACUGCAGAACUCAUGUGCUUAUUUUGAUCCUGCAUGGGGGGAACAUCUUAGACACUGGAGGUGGAGACCACAGCAGCAAGCUGGCAGACAUCAAUACCUUCAGUUCUGUGUUUGAGAAUGUGACCCGAGCCCAUUUCCCUGCUGCUUUAGGUCACAUCUUAAUCAGACUUGUUCCCUGCCCUGCAAUCUGUUCAGCAGCUUUCUCUCUUGUUUCCAACCUAAAUCCCUACAGCUAUGAUGAGAGCUGUCUCAGCAGCAGUGAAGACCACAUCCCACUGGCUGCCUUGCCCUUGCUGGCUGUUUCAUCCCCUCAGUACCAGGACGCAGUUGCCAUGGUGAUCAGUAAAGCAAAUCAAGUUUACAAUGAAUUUCUCAAGUCUACUGAUGGGGCUGGUUUUAAUGGACAGGUGUGUCUCAUCGGUGACUGCAUUGGAGGAAUUUUGGGCUUUGAUGCCAUCUGCUAUAAUUCUAACACAGCUGACGAGAGCCGGAACAGUAGCAGGAGAGGCAGCAUCAGCAGCAUUCAGGAUAAUCCUGUCUCAGCAGAGGACUCCAGUCUGGGUGGCAGCAAACGCCUGAGCAAAAGCAAUAUUGACAUCUCGGGAAUUAUGGAGGAUGAGAAGCCACAGCAGAUGUUGCCUAGGAAACAGAGUGACUCAUCCACCUAUGACUGUGAUACCAUAUCCCAACAUCAUGCUUUCCUGUCCAGCAUCCACUCGAGUGUGUUGAAAGAUGGUACGGAGUUUCCUCCUGUGAAUUCCAGUCUCUCAGAAGUAAAUUUGGGCCGAUUUGAAUUUGAGGUGUCUGAUUUCUUCCUCUUUGGAUCGCCACUUGGUUUGGUGCUGGCCAUGAGGAGUACUGUGCUGCCUGGCCUGGAUGUGUGCCAGGUCCGCCCAGCCUGCAGCCAAGUGUACAGUUUCUUUCACUCUGCUGACCCCUCUGCCUGCAGACUUGAACCAUUACUGGAGAAAAGAUUCCAUCUCCUGCCUCCAUUCAGUGUCCCACGGUACCAGAGAUACCCACUAGGGGAUGGAAGAUCUCAUCAGUUAGGUGAUGCUAUCCACAACCACAGUGCUCUGUUCCUUGAGAACAGCUCUUUGAACAUACCCUUCUCUCGGGAGAGUCCUGGAUCUCCAAAUGCAUCUGAUCAACCACAAGGAAAAACAAGAAAGUUGAGCUUGGCCAGCACAAACAGUGAAAACUCAGGAUCAACUGAAAGCUUGCCAUCAGCGUACCUUGCCAACAUUACUGCAAAAUGGUGGGGAACAAAACGAAUAGAUUAUGCCUUGUAUUGUCCAGAUGUGCUGACAGCCUUUCCAACUGUGGCCCUGCCACACCUCUUCCAUGCCAGCUACUGGGAAUCAACAGAUGUUGUGGCCUUCAUUUUAAGACAG